AUCCUACGGUGUGUUGGAGCGACAGCCUCAGUGUGCGUCUCCCUCCAUCUGCAGCAUGGCGUCUCUCGGCCUCUUGCUGCUCGGUGCCGCUCUGAUUCACGCCACUCAGACUCUACCUGCAGCUCGUGGUGGUGGGCGUGGUCUGGAUGUUUCAGUGAGUGGGAUCAGACGGCAGCGCAGAGACCUCCGCAACAGGAUGCCAUACGAAGACCAAAUGAUGUCUUAUCCUGCCAUGCAAGCAGGAGGCGGAGCCAAUGACCUGUACUACCAAUCAGAAGACUGGAGAGGCCGUGGUAUUGACCAGGCUCUGCAGCGAUUGGUGGAGAGAGACCAAAGGAGGGAGCAGGAGGAGGAGCAACGAGCAGCGUACCUGGCUGCUCUGCUCCGCCUCCUGAGUGAGGCAGAGAACGCAGGAUUGGUUGGACCAAGGGAUGUGGAGGUGGUGGAGGAGGAGGAAGAUGAAGAGGACGAUCAGGGCCUACCAGGGGACUUUCAGGUCCGUGAUGAUGCAGAUUAUGAUGAGACAGGGCGGGGAAUGAGCAUGGGGAGGCCCAAUGCCCCCUGGUGGGACCUGGUGGAGCCACAGCUGGUUCAGGCAAUGCUGGACAGGAUGGAUCCCCGACUGGUCCAGAGUCUGCUGCAGAGAGCCGGAGAGCCUGGAAGAACAUUAACAGGACCGAGCCGAGACCAGGACGCCCUGAGGCGGAUGGUCGCUAAGAUACUGUCCAGCCUCAGCUCUAGCGACGCGCAGGUGAUGAUGUCAUCAGGCCGCAGAGCAAAGAGGGACGUGUCCUCCAAAGCGGAAGCCAUUAGCCCCGCCCACAGAAGAGCCCGCCGCUCCCUGGACAACAUGGCUCCUCUGUCGCCUAGCAACGAGCCACCCCUCCUCAGAGUGAAGAGGCUGGAGGAGGAAGAGGAAGAGGAGGAGGGAGAAAAGCUCCACCCACAAGUGACCGGGCUGCAGAGGAUGAAACGCAUUGAUACCAUGGCCACCGGUGACCCGGACGAAAUGAAUCAUGGGAGUCGUAGGCGCCGCAGGAGAGCUGUGCUGAACUACGAUCCCCAAAUGCUAAUGGAUCAGAUUGUGGAUUACCUGAGGGAGUGAGAGGAGGAAGAAGAUGAAGAUAAUUUUGGUCGUGUCUCACAUUUUUAUUGUUCGUACCGUUUCUUUGGUUCUGCUUCUUGUGUAAAAUAUGAGUGGAUCAAAUGUUUGUGGUUUAAAUCAGGAGGAAUCAGGAAGGAUGUUAAGGAGGAAGGAAACAUUUUUAAAUACUACACUACCCAUGAGCCUCUGCUGGUGGGGGUAAUGAUGCGUUCUCUUUGCACUCAGAUGUUGGAUUCCAUUGGUUUCUAGUUGGAGAAACAACAAUAUGGCUGCUGUGCCCAUAAACCCAGUGAA
Molecule: messenger RNA, 1399 nt
Organism: Fundulus heteroclitus (mummichog)
Lineage: Eukaryota; Metazoa; Chordata; Actinopteri; Cyprinodontiformes; Fundulidae
Gene: pcsk1nl
Product: proprotein convertase subtilisin/kexin type 1 inhibitor, like
Exons: 5
Coding region: 56-1105 (349 amino acids)
Biological process (GO): negative regulation of endopeptidase activity
Molecular function (GO): endopeptidase inhibitor activity
Source: RefSeq, a predicted model, not a curated record